CUUUGCUGGGGUAGUUUUGUCAUUGGCGGAGCUGGGACAAAAAAAUAAAAAAAAGGAAAACCAGUACGCCAAGCAAGAACAAGAAAGAAUCAAGAAGAAGAAAGUUGAAACUAUUACUGUGUUGAUUGGUGUUAGUGAGAGUGUGCGCAAACAGCUGAGUCAUGGGCGAGUCAAGUGACUCGGUUUCUAUAGAUAUUAACAUGCUUCCUUUUGAAGGAAAGGAAUAUGUAGUGAAAACAAGUGGAGGUUCAAUUACAGUGUAUGUUUGUGGCGAUCAAGAAAAGCCUGCUUUGAUUACUUACCCAGAUGUUGCUCUCAAUUACAUGUCUUGUUUCCAAGGCCUCUUCUUUUGCCCAGAGGCAGCUUCUUUAUUGCUUCAUAACUUCUGCAUUUACCAUAUUGAUGCCCCGGGCCAUGAGUUGGGAGCUGAUGUCAUUUCUUCAGAUGUUCCAUUACUUAGUGUGGAUGACUUAGCAGACCAGGUUGCUGAAGUGCUCGAUUUCUUCAGGCUGAAAGAGGUUUUGUGCUUAGGCGUAACAGCUGGUGCUUACAUCCUGACACUUUUUGCAAUGAAAUACAAAGAACGGGUGCUUGGAUUAAUACUUGUUUCUCCUAUUUGUAAAGCACCCUCAUGGACUGAGUGGCUUUAUAAUAAGGUGUUAAUGAAUUUGUUAUACUUCUACGGUAUGUGUGAUAUAUUGAAGGAGUGUCUCAUCCAGCGUUACUUCAGUAAGGAAACUAGGUGUGGUGUGCAUGGUGCAGAAUCAGACAUAAUUCAUGCUUGUAGAAGGUUGCUGGAUGAGAGGCAAAGUUUAAAUGUUAUGCGUUUUCUUCAAGCAAUUAAUGAGAGACAUGACCUUACAGACAGCUUAAAGGAGUUGCGGUGCAAGACACUCAUUUUUGUAGGUGAAAGUAGCGAGUUCCGUGAUGAGUCUGUGCAUAUGUGUGCCAAAAUGGGCAAGAAAAGCUGUGCCCUGGUUGAGGUUCAGGCAUGUGGCUCACUGGUGACAGAAGAGCACCCAUACGCCAUGGUAAUCCCAAUGGAACUCUAUCUAAUGGGAUUUGGAUAUCACAGACAACCUCAUUUUGCUUCCUCGUCGAGUAAUGGCUCCAACCCUGCUAGUCCUUCAAGCCAUUCUUGUAUAGCACCAGAACUUCUCUCACCUGAGAGUUUGGGGGUCAAGCUCAAACCUAUUAAAACGCGUGUGCAUGUUGAAGCUUGAUGUGUUGAAAAAUGGUUUCAUAAACACAAAUUCCAGUUCGGCAGUCCAAGUGAAGCAGCUUUGCACAUAUGACCACGAUCAGUGUAUAAUAUCUAGGAUAGCAAAAUUCACAUUCUUUGAUUGUAUUGGAGGGAGGAGGAAUUUUGGAAUGUACAAAGAAUUUAUAGAUUUAAGGCAACUUUGUGUUCUUUUAGCGGAGCAAGCACUAGUAGUAUCUUAUCUGGUUGUGCAAUCAUUCUUUAGUGGAGGAUCAAUGUGAAGAUUUCAUUGCUUUUGUACCUAAAAUCUUUUUCAGGCUUUUUCAGAUUGAACUUACAUUUUUCUUUAUUGAUGAACACUGGAUUGCUGGGACUUCAAUUGAUUAAUGAACUUGCUAAUCUUAUUCUAUUUA
Messenger RNA from Ricinus communis (castor bean), 1614 nucleotides. Its product is annotated as protein NDL1. The record is from RefSeq and is a predicted model, not a curated record. Lineage: Eukaryota; Viridiplantae; Streptophyta; Magnoliopsida; Malpighiales; Euphorbiaceae. The transcript has 11 exons. The coding region runs from base 162 to 1223 and encodes 353 amino acids.